GGUGUUCAAAGAAUAUUGUAGUUGGAUCUAAUUAACACUGCUCUCAAUUAGUCUCACAGAUGUGUUCGUUGAAGAGCUAUAGUGCUUGCUUAAGGGAGGCAACCUUACAGCUUCCGCAUUUUGCAGGCACCAGUAACCGUAAGAGGAGGAAUGUAAGACGGUGUUCUCCAAAAGCAGCCAUUCACCAGGAUAUCCAUCUUCCGAUGCACAGUCUUGAGCUCAAAAACAGGAGUUCGGUAGAGGAGAUAAGGUCAAUUAGAUUAAUGGCUGCCAUUAAGACUCCAUAUCUACCUGAUGGCAGAAUUGACCUUGAAGCUUACGAUGCCAUGUUGCAUAUGCAAAUUUUAGGUGGUGCUGAUGGUGUGCUAGUGGGUGGCUCAACGGGUGAAGGGGAACUGUUGAGUUGGGAUGAACACAUCACGCUCAUUGGGCACACAGUUGAUUGUUGUGGCGGAUUGAUUAAGGUGGUUGGACACACCGGAAGCAACUCAACAAGUAAAGCAAUCAAUGACACUGAACAUGGUUUUGCUGUUGGAAUGGAUGCUGCCCUUCAGGUCAAUCCUUUUUAUUGCAAGACAUCCUUGGAAGCUUUGGUUGCUCAUUUUGAGGCCGUUCUUCCCAUGGGACCUACCAUUAUCUACAAUGUUCCAGUUAGAACUGGUCAAGAUAUUCCUCCUUCUGUUAUCCACACCAUUGCCUUGAAUGCUAACAUGGCUGGUGUCAAGGAGACUGUGGGCAACAAUAGAGUGAAAGAAUACACUGAUGAGGGAAUCGUGGUAUGGACUGGGAAUGACAUUGAGUGUCAUGACGCAAGGUGGGAGUUUGGGGCUGUUGGAGUGGCUUCUAUUUCUUCCAACUUGGUUCCUCGAUUGAUGUGGGAGCUAAUGUUUGAGGGCAAGAACCCUUCUCUGAAUUCAAAGCUUACACCUUUGUUUAAGUGGUUGUUACAUGAGCCUAACCCCAUUGGCGUGAACACAGCUCUAGCCCAGCUUGGUGUGAUCAAGCCCGUGUUUCGGUUGCCUUAUUUACCUCUUCCUAGAGAAAGGAGGGUGGAAUUUGUGAGUAUAGUGAACCAACUUGGACGUGAGAAUUUUGUGGGAGAUAGAGAUGUACAAGUUCUCGAAGAUGAUGAUUUUAUCGUGGUCUCUCGGUAUUAA
Telopea speciosissima is the source of this 1157-nucleotide messenger RNA. RefSeq names its product 4-hydroxy-tetrahydrodipicolinate synthase, chloroplastic-like. NCBI's taxonomy places the organism in Eukaryota, Viridiplantae, Streptophyta, Magnoliopsida, Proteales, Proteaceae. The coding region runs from base 60 to 1157 and encodes 365 amino acids. The transcript has 3 exons. The record is from RefSeq and is a predicted model, not a curated record. Gene Ontology annotation, molecular function: 4-hydroxy-tetrahydrodipicolinate synthase activity.